GCACUCAACACUGAUCUCAAAAAGCAGAAGUGAGAGGCUGGCGCCCUGGUGUCCUGGGCGAGGACCAGUUCCUUCUGUGGGCAGAGCUGCACCCUCAGCCUGCACUUGGAGAUAAGCAGAGCCUGCUUUACAGCAGCGCUGGUUCCUGCAGAUGCGCAGUAGCACUGUCACCGAGGUCGCUCCUGUCACCCCGUUCAUCUGGCCACCCCGCUCACCUGGUCACCCCAGACAUCUGGUCACCCCAGUGACCAAGCCCUCUGGUUCACAUGGCAUCAGGUGCGGGCGUGCGGCUGCAGGAGGACGCGCGCUGCGCUGUGUGCCUGGACCUGCUACGCGCGCCGGUAAGCGUGGACUGCGGACACAGCUUCUGCGCUGCCUGCGUGCGCACGCUGCUGGAUUCCCAGCCACAGGGCCCUGAACCCCGGUGCCCUCAGUGCCGCACUGCCUUCAGGCCUGAGGGCGUCAGGCCCAACCGGCAGCUGGCGGCGCUGGUGGACAGCGUGCAGCGCCUAUUGCUGGCCAAAGACACCGAGCGAGAUGCAGGGCUGUGCGUGAGGCAUGGCCAGGAGCUCUCACUCUUCUGCAGCCUGGACAGACACGCUCUGUGCGGGGCCUGUGCCGCAGGGGAGGAGCACCGGGGACACAGCAUGGUUGCGCUGCAGGAGGCUGUGGAGGAGCACAGGGUGAAGCUGCAGCUGGCCCUGGAGGGAGUGAGGAAGGAGGUGGAAGAGGUGUCUGCACAGGAGGUGACCAUUGGGAAGAAGAUCGUGGUGUGGAAGAUAGUGGAUGUGCAGAGACAACGAUUCCGGCUGGAGUUUGACAAGUACCGUAGUUUUCUGGCUCUGGAGGAGCAGCUGCAGCUGCGACAGCUGGAGGAGGAGGAGCAGGCGACGCUGCAGAGGCUACGGGACAACAGGGUCCAGCUGGCCCAGCACAGCAAGGCCCUGAAGGAGGUAGCUGAGGAACUGGAGCAGCAGAGCCAGUGCCCAGCCCUGCGUCUGCUGGAGGAUGUGAGUGAGGUCUUGAGCCGAAGGAAGGCUGUCUCACGGCUGGAACUUGAGCCCAUCCCACUGGAGCUGAGAACUGUGUGCUGCAUCCCUGGGAUGAGGGACAUGAUGAGGAGGUUCCAAGUGGACCUGAAGCUGGACCCCAGCACAGCACAUCCCAGCCUGCUGCUGACAGCUGACCUGCGCUCGGUGUGGGAAGGGGAGCUCUGGAGGUCUGUCCCAGGGAACCCUGAGCGGUUUGACACCUGGCCCUGUGUUCUGGGCCUGCAGAGUUUCUCCUCAGGCCGGCACUACUGGGAAGUGAUGGUGGGUGAGGGCGCUGAGUGGGGCCUGGGCCUGUGCAGAGACUCGCUGCCCAGGAAGGGUGAGGCCACCCCGUCCCCUGAGAAUGGCGUGUGGGCACUGUGGCUGCUGCAGGGUGCUGAGUACAUGGUGCUGGGCUCACCGUCUGUGCCACCACUGCAGCCGUGCAGGCCAGGCUGUGUGGGGCUCUUCCUGGACUAUGAGGCUGGGGAGGUCUCCUUCUAUGAUGUCACCCACGGGUCACACAUCUACACCUUCCGCCAGCUCUUCUCUGGAGUCCUGCGGCCCUACUUCUUCAUCUGUGAUACGAACCCACUGGUUUUGCCCCCUGGGCCAGAGGCAGAGUUGGAAAGUGGGGCAUCCUGGGCCCUUCUGGAUCCUGAUGGUCCUGAGACGCCUACCUGAGAACUGGUUGAGGCCUGUGAGGUCCUGUGGGGGGGGGGCAGGCUGUGGGCUCCUCGAGAGACCAGGCUGCACCUGUGUGGGUCUGGGAAGUGUCCUCAUGGGACAGAGAAGGCAUGGAGGAAGCGGGCAGGAGGAGGAGUUUAGAAACAGCACUGUCCACAAACCCUACUUCUGGAUGGCUCCACAUGCAUUCCUGAUGAGUUGUCUUUCAAAUUAAGGCCCCUGCAAAUGAGAUAACACCCUGAAACCUGCAUAUUAACAUGCAGUUCUGUUCGCCGUC
This is a messenger RNA of Cavia porcellus (domestic guinea pig), 1995 nucleotides long. RefSeq names its product E3 ubiquitin-protein ligase TRIM58. Gene Ontology annotation, cellular component: nucleoplasm; cytoplasm; cytosol. The record is from RefSeq and is a predicted model, not a curated record. Gene Ontology annotation, molecular function: protein kinase binding; protein homodimerization activity; zinc ion binding. Bases 267 to 1715 code for a protein of 482 amino acids. Gene Ontology annotation, biological process: positive regulation of autophagy; regulation of viral entry into host cell; protein polyubiquitination. NCBI's taxonomy places the organism in Eukaryota, Metazoa, Chordata, Mammalia, Rodentia, Caviidae. The transcript is spliced from 6 exons.